UUCUUCCUACGUGCCUGCUUCCACGCAUCCCCGCUCCGGAAGCGCCGCUUCGUCACUAGAACAGGGUGCAGGGGGACACGCGCGAGGCGCACAGGGUGGCUCGGGAUUAUCGCCGAGGCAGGCGCACCGCUGGCUCGCGUCCAAGUAGUGCCUCUGUCGGCGCCAACAGCAGUUACAGUGGCAGAGGCUGUACCAUCACCUCUACCCACCACUACCAGAAGCGACGGACGGCAGCCGCCGCGAGCGGGCGUCGAUCGCAGCGCCCGGUGUGAAACAAGUGGUGGUAGUGCCAGUGCGGUCGUCGUCGCCGUCGUCGCCGUCGUCGCCGUCGUUGCCGUCGUCGUCGCCGUCGCCGUCGCCGUCGCCGUCGCCGUCACCGUCGUCGUCGUCGUCGCCGUCGUCGUCGCCGUCGUCAUCACCAUCGCCAUCGUCAUCGUUAGUCACCGCUCGUCACUGCUCGUCACCCUCGUCUUCGCGGACGUUCCUUAUAUCCUCGCCAAGGACUACGCGACGAGAUGCGACGAUCCAGCGCGGCGCGUGACGACGCGGCGUUUUCACGGUCGAGGAGCAGCGGUGCCUGAAGCUGAAGAGAGAGAGAGAGAUUAUGACGCGACGCAGUUGGUCGACCGAGUCGACAGAGGGGUGCAGACGGAUUUACGGAUGAAGCUGAAGAAGAAUACCGUGGAUGAGGAGGAGGAGGACGACGACGAAGAAGAAGAAGAAGAAGAAGAAGAAGAAGAAGAAGAAGAAGAAGACGACGACGACAAAGAAGAAGUAGAAGAAGUAGAAGAAGAAGAGGAGGAGGAGGAGAAGGGUGCGGAGGAAAAGGAGAGAAAAACGAAGAAAACGAACAAGGCGCCGCGUCAGACAUCGGACAGGCGAACAAUCAUCGUCGUUGGAUCAUCGUCGAGGAACAACGACUCGCGCUGUUUACCGACGACUUGAAGCCGCCGUAACUCGGCGCGUCCGAUGCUGAACGAG
Molecule: messenger RNA, 981 nt
Organism: Odontomachus brunneus
Lineage: Eukaryota; Metazoa; Arthropoda; Insecta; Hymenoptera; Formicidae
Product: protein rpi-1-like
Exons: 3
Source: RefSeq, a predicted model, not a curated record